Molecule: messenger RNA, 2356 nt
Organism: Cotesia glomerata
Lineage: Eukaryota; Metazoa; Arthropoda; Insecta; Hymenoptera; Braconidae
Exons: 12
Coding region: 1741-2271 (176 amino acids)
Molecular function (GO): DNA binding
Source: RefSeq, a predicted model, not a curated record
CAUGGAAUACUUAAAUAGGAUCAGGAUUGUAGUGAAAAAUAAAAAUUAACCUCACUGUAUUAGUGAAAGAAAAUUUUACUACAAUUGUUAUUCUCAUUGUUAUAAGUUCUACAUAGUUUACGGAUAAUGUGGUGUAAAAUAAUACGUUUAUUACUUUAAUAAUGAAAUUUAGCAGUUGUCUAAAAAUUAUCAAAUUAAAAAUCUGAGAAGAAGUUUUGAACUUUCACUUUACUAUAUCUUCCAUACUAGCUCCCCAAACUAGAAUCUGGAACUGGACAAAAUCAAGCUUCAACUAUUAUUACAACAGUAAAACAAUGGAAUAUUAAUACUGAUAACAUCAAAGCAUUGUGUUCUGAUACUACAGCGUCAAAUACGGGAAUCAGAAAUGGUGCGUGUGUAUUAGUAGAAAAGGCUCUGAAUCGACAACUGUUAUACUUGCCAUGUUGACACCAUAUUUUUGAAAUUGUUCUUCGAAGUGCAUUUGAAAUAUACUGGCCUGCUUCAUCUGGCCCAAACGUUCCAAUUUAUCAGAGAUUUAAAAAGAAGUGGGAUGAAAUUGAUCAAUCAAACUUUACGGCUGGUAUUUAUGACCAAGAAAUUUUGGAAGUUAUAACACCAAUCAAAGAUGAAAUUUUAAAAUUCGUUAAUAAUCAAAUAGAAAUGGAUCAUUGUCGUGACGAUUACCGUGAACUCCUGCAAUUAUCAUCGAUAUUUUUGAGUGCUACUACCACAAAUAUUACAUUUAAGCGUCCUGGAGCCGUCCAUCAUGCAAGUUCAGUGGAUAGGUGGCGAGUAUGAUGCGACCUACACAGCAGGUAUUCCUGUUAAAUGGAUCAUGGACUUCGAUGUCAACAAAUUUGAUCCCAAGACGGAAUCGGAAGAUCAUUCCUAUGUUGUUGAAUGGCGGGAGAGCAAAUCGGGUAGGAUGCUAAAGCGUGGAUGGAGAUAUUAUGACGCAAAGGUGAUUCGAGUAUCACGUCGUAUCAAGUAAUUGGAAAAUCAGAUCCAGAUAUUGGAGGGUGCUGUUUCUCUUCUGCGUCCGGCUGCUGCUGUGAAAGAAUCAGAUCUUCCUGAUGUAAUAAAUUUAGAAUCAAUUUAUGAUACGGUAGAAGAGAUUGAAGAAGUUGAGUCAAAUUUAACUUCAACUUCAACGGGCAAGACGAAAACUAAAAAACGAAAAGAAAAAGGCGACAACGAGGUAGCGGAAGCUGAUUAUGAAGAUGAGAGACGACCGAAGAAGAAGAAAAAAGAGUUAUCACACCGCAGAUUGACCAAUCAAUUUAAGGAUGACAGUAUUCCUGAACCUUUGGCGACGCCCUUUAAGUUUUGAGUAUGGUGGAGUUUGAUUGGAUGCGACAUCAAUGAGCCAAAUACAACACUAAUCUGUUAGAUUUGGUAAUAUUUGACCAGAUCAUGUCAGUUCUGAUCAGAUCAAAUAAACAAAUACCACCAAACCUGAUUCAAUCUGAUUUAAUUCAAGUUUGUCCAAUUAAAAACCACAAGAUUCCAUGAUCUCAUGGUCGAUUUGAUCAAGAACGUUCUGUUGGCACGAACCAGAAUUUGGAUGAAUUCAUUCAAGAGGAUGGAGAAGUUUCGUCAACAUCAUGUUCAACGAGCGAUACAAAUACUGGGAAACAAACAGGAAAAGGACAUGACAAAGGGGUGGGAGCUGAUCAAGAAGAUGAGGGUGGAAAGGAGAAUAAAAAGAAGCGAUUGGACCACACAUCUAGCAUUCAGCAAAUGGAGAAUGACACCGGACCUGAUCUUUCAGCUAUGCCAUCUCACUUGGAAGACAAUCAAUCAUUGAGGCAGAUUUUGCUCAAUUUGUGCCAGGGCAUAAAACUUGUCAAACAAGUCCAACUUGACAUGCUGAGAAACCAAAAUCAACCAGAUCAACAACAAAAUCCACCUGAUGGACAAGUUGAAAUAGGUCAUCCAGGUUCCAACGUUUUUGUUAAUCAGCAGCAGUGGGAUACAGCUACAUCCGAAAAUUUCUAUACCACUAUGGGGAUAUCUCUGAUACGAGCAUUAUUUGAGGAUGAUGUACUGUUGGCCAGUAAUUUGAGAGGCGGUUCCAGUAGAACUGAUAAGAAUGCAGCUCGUAGACCGGGAUUGAACUCGAUUAUUCUUGCAGCGAUCGAAGAGGCCGUUAAGAAGAAAUUUCCUGAUUUUAAAAAAGGCCUUUUAGGCUCAUCAAUAAAUAACCUGAUGACUGAUUUGCGGUGGAAGAAGAGAGACUCCGCUGAUGAUAACGAAGAACCUGAAAAUUAGUGGUCAUUGAUAAUCUAGGAUCACAACAUCUUCAAUUGUAUUUUUUUUUUAAUUUAUUUAAUUUUCUUUGUUCCAUUUGAAUAAA